AUGCUUCGUCUCCGCCGAUACAGAGUCUUUGUGGUCUUCGCCAUCAUAAGCGUUGUCGUUUUUAUUCAUUUCUCCCGGGUCCGAUAUUGGACUUCAACCCUACCGCUCUCUAACAAAUCCGGGCAGCAGAAGAUACCUCCUCCACCUCCAGCGGCUUCUCCCGCCAAAUCCCCCCCGCUCAUCCAUACAAAAACAGCAGAUAAUGGUGCUGGCGCUCAUGGCUUCGCCCCAGAAUCUACUACAACAACAGUCGGCAGCCGGAUACCUGUGCCAGCAGCUACUCCGCUAUCCAAUCUGCAACCAGGAGAUAAGACAUCCGUUUCUAAUUCUCGGCAGACAGAGUCACCGAAAUUAAAUUCGCAGAAAACACGCCCUUCUCCAUUCGAGGAGGAUGAGGUUGGACACCAAGGUGAGGGGAUGUUAGAUGUUGGUGGCUUCAACAGGGGUAAUGAUAGAUGGGAGAAGCAACCUGAACAUUUUCCCGUUGCUCCUGAGGACAUCAUCAAGCUACCUCAGGAUCCAAAAAGGCUCCCCAAGGUUCAAUUCGAAUUUACCAAUGAGUCUCAAGUUGCCAAAAGGGAUCGCGAGUUGAAACUGGCUGCGGUUAAAGAGUCGUUCAACCAUUCAUGGUCAAGUUAUAGAGCAUUGGCCUGGGGCCACGAUGAGCUGCGUCCUGUUUAUGGUGGAUAUCGUGAUCCGUUUUCGGGAUGGGGCGCUACUUUGGUAGAUGCAUUGGAUACUCUCUGGAUUAUGGACAUGAAGGAGGAGUUUGAUGAGGCCGUGGAAGCUGUAAAGAAAAUUGAUUUCGCUACAAGCACAAGGGAAGAUAUCCCUCUGUUCGAAACGGUGAUUCGUUACCUAGGUGGCCUCCUUGGUGCUUAUGAUAUCUCUGGAGGGAAGUACCAGGUGCUGGUCGAUAAGGCAAUUGAGCUUGCAGAGAUCCUGAUGGGAGCUUUUGAUACUCCUAAUCGAAUGCCCGUUACUUACUAUUACUGGACACCGGAAUAUGCGUCGCAACCACACCGUGCCAGUACUAGAGCUGUACUCGCGGAAAUUGCCUCGUUAUCGCUUGAAUUCACCCGAUUGGCACAGAUCACCGGGGAAGCUAAAUACUACGAUGCCAUCGCACGAAUCACCAACGAACUCGAAAAGUUCCAAGAGAAGACAAAGCUACCAGGGCUAUGGCCAACACUUAUAGAUGCCUCUGGCUGUAAAAAGAUUUCUAGACUUACACAGCAACCUGAUGAAUUACCCGUCGAUACAGGACCUCCCGUACUCCCCAAAGUGAGCUUGCCGGAGAGGCAAAUCCAGAAGAGGGAAGAGAUAGAUCCUCUGUUUAUUGAUGCACAGCCUGCCGACUAUAACGUAAAGCCUGGUUCGCAUCCUCUGCCGAACGCCGUCUCCAAGUCCAGCUCGGGUGAUGACUCGUCUCAGGGGAAGCCCGAUUCCCAGAGUAAAAAUGAUUGCGAACCCCAAGAUCUCACAUCCUCUCCCAAUUCGCUUGAACAGAUAUUUACACUGGGUGGUCUUGCGGACUCCGCCUAUGAAUACUUACCCAAAGAAUAUGCCCUGUUGGGUGGUGCCAGCAAUCAGUAUCGCACCAUGUACCAAAAGUCCAUGGAUACGAUCAGGAAAUAUCUUCUGUUCACGCCCAUGGUGCCAGACAAGCGGGAUAUUAGAUUUGUCGCUUCUGCGUCGUCUGAGGAGCCUCCAGCUGAAAAGAGUGAUUUUAAGUAUAAGUACGAAGGGAGUCAUUUGGCAUGUUUUACAGGUGGCAUGUUUGCUCUUGGCGCAAAACUCUUCGGGAUCCAAAGUGACAUUGAGAUUGCCUCUAAACUGACCGAUAGUUGCGUUUGGGCAUAUGAGUCUACCACCACAGGCGUCAUGCCGGAAAGCUUCGAGAUGGUAGCCUGUGAAUCCCUAGAACCCUGUGAAUGGAACCAAACAAGAUAUUACGAUGUGCUGGAUCCGUUCGAAGCGUACCGAAGAGCUCAACAUGAGAAAUACGUUGCGCAUAAAGCACAACUCAUUGUUGAUACAAGCUCCAACAGCACUGGCGCUGAACCCGAACCGCAAAUCGCGCAGCCUGCUCCACAACCCGCCGAUAUGAAGAGGGUCGACGCGGACAAACUUGCCAAACGACAAGUUCCUGGUCCAGCACCGACUGCAGCCCCCAGCUUGCGUCCCAGACCAGCUGCAACGCUUUUGGAGGUACCGGAGGAACCCAAAUUUCUCUCUCAUAAGGAGUUCGCUGAGGAGGUCAUCAAGGAGGAACGGCUUCCUCCCGGUUUCACCAGCAUCUCGUCUCGGAAGUACAUUCUUCGCCCGGAAGCAAUCGAGUCUGUGUUCAUCAUGUACCGCGUUACGGGAGAUAACUCUUGGAGAGAGAAAGGUUGGAAGAUGUUUCAGGCCAUUAAAAGCGCGACGAGAACGGAGCUUGCGAAUUCUGCUAUCAAGGAUGUCACGAGCAAGGCGCCCAUGUUCAUGAAUGAAAUGGAGUCGUUCUGGUUUUCGGAGACGCUCAAGUAUAGUUACUUGCUGUUUAGUAAUCCGGCGCUUGUUAGUUUGGAUGAAUAUGUGCUCAACACUGAAGCACAUCCAUUGAAACGUCCAUUACCACAACAACAUUAA
Molecule: messenger RNA, 2631 nt
Organism: Paracoccidioides lutzii Pb01
Product: class I alpha-mannosidase 1A
Exons: 3
Coding region: 1-2631 (876 amino acids)
Biological process (GO): carbohydrate metabolic process; N-glycan processing
Cellular component (GO): endoplasmic reticulum; Golgi membrane
Molecular function (GO): calcium ion binding; mannosyl-oligosaccharide 1,2-alpha-mannosidase activity
Source: RefSeq, a predicted model, not a curated record